AAAAAUAUUUUUUAUUUUUAUUGUAAGAACAUGUUAGCAACAACUUCACCAAACUCGUUAGUCAUGAACCCAACUUCAAUGUUAGUAGAGAUGAAAAGCUUCAUUCCUUCUUCAUAUACUUUCGAAACAGAAAUCCAGAAGAUAAAGCAGGAACUUCUCCAAGGAGAUUUAGACUGUAGUGCGAAAGAUGAAACAAAUGAACAGUAUCUUUAUGAAAUGCAGGAUAUUAUUGACCAUCUACCUAAACUUCCUGAAAUACAACAACAAAAGCUUACUAUUCCUGAAUUCGAUGAAAUAGAAGUCAAAGCAACUGACUCAGUAGAAAUAAAGAA
Molecule: messenger RNA, 332 nt
Organism: Trichomonas vaginalis G3
Lineage: Eukaryota; Parabasalia; Trichomonadida; Trichomonadidae
Product: organellar and viral DNA polymerase type B
Exons: 1
Source: RefSeq, a predicted model, not a curated record